This is a messenger RNA of Daphnia pulex (common water flea), 1568 nucleotides long. RefSeq lists its product as uncharacterized. Lineage: Eukaryota; Metazoa; Arthropoda; Branchiopoda; Diplostraca; Daphniidae. Bases 73 to 1095 code for a protein of 340 amino acids. The record is from RefSeq and is a predicted model, not a curated record. The transcript is spliced from 4 exons. Gene Ontology annotation, molecular function: protein binding.
UCGAACUAUAUAAAUUGAAACGCACGUCCAGUUGGAAAACAAAGUCUCACUAUAAUUACGAAAAACUAAAGAAUGGCGCAUUUUUCUGUAGUUUCACUCACCCAAGUUGUUUUGCUGUUGGUUUUCAUCUGCUGGACGCCGAGCUCGACUGGCGCUGCCUUUUCCUUGGAGGAAGAAUUCCUACAACUGAAGGAAAAUUAUAUUCAAAUGAAACAACUCUUUGAAUCAACAGCGAUUGAACAGCAGGGAAAAAUGACACAAUUGGAGGCGCAACUCGAACUAAAUAAUGAACAAAGACAAGAUUUGACAUUGAAAGUAACUCAAUUAGAGGCCAAAAAUGUCCAACUGGAAGUCAAAAUUGGAAAACUGGAGACCAAAGUUGAACAACAAGAUUCGCUUUUAACUUCCCUUUCACGAGAGAAAAAUGAACGUACAGCAGCAGCAACCGAUUCUGUUCCAAUCAGCAAUAAUCAAUCGGCUAUUUCCAUCAACGGACUGCCAUCUUCAUGCGCGGAUCUCAAAAUUAUUGGCCACGUCCUGAAUGGAUUUUAUUCCGUCAUGGGAUCGGCGAAAAUGGAAUCCGUUUACUGCGAUUUCACUAAAAACGAUACCGAAACUGGUUUCCAGAAAUGGAUUGGAUAUGUCGGCGUUAAAUCGGCGCCUGUCCAUUUCUACGUCCAGAAAGGAACUUCAUUUGGCACAGUAAACACUCCGAUUAAAUUCGAUUUGGUGCGGGUGAACGAGGGAAAUGCCAUGGAUUUGGCAUCGGGGAAAUUCACGGCACCACGACCGGGAAUUUAUUUUUUCUCUUUCACGGGAACGGCGAGUCUUUCAGCUUCAUAUUCUGUUUGGUUUUAUUCUCGUCUUUUUUUGAACGGGAAUGUAAUCGGGUCGAGUUAUGUUGAAGAAAAUAACGGCCCCGUUGAUCAAUAUAAUCCGGUGACCCUCCAGUCGACGUUGAACUUGAAAACAGGCGAUCAACUCUGGGUGGAGAUUAAUUAUGGCGGUGGUUCAUCGUAUUUGUAUGACAACAGUAACCGCUACACCCAUUUCACGGGUUUCAUGUUGGAGGAGGAAAUUGUGGCGUCCCUUUGAGGGUUUUUGGGUUCAACAUCCAAAAUUCGCAAAAUGAACGUCAACACGAAAAUUUGGGGAAGGGAAUUUUAAGGGGGAAGGGAAGAUAAUGCAUUCGACUCUAAUUCAUUAAAAAAUGGGAAUUUCUUUACAAAAAUUGAACUGUGGAUGUAAUUACAUUGAAGUUUGUAUGUGCAAAACUCUAGACGUUAUGAACAAAUAACCAAUUUUGAUUGCCAGAUUGACAAAAAAAGGAAGGCCUUAAAAUGGGAGAAAAUUCAUUCGCCUCUAAUUCAUUUUGGAUUGGAAUUUUCAAAUAAUUCUUUUACUGAUGAAUUCACAUUUCAAUUGUGCAAUCGUCCAGGAAAAAUCGCUUUUCUAUCUUUAAAAAUAUGGGCAGGAGACGUGAAAACCCAAGAAAUUAAAAUUUCUCAAUUUGCAUCGCAGCUCGAAAUUAAAUCAAAUCAACACGAGAAUAAAACUUUUACUACGUA